Molecule: messenger RNA, 1005 nt
Organism: Cokeromyces recurvatus
Lineage: Eukaryota; Fungi; Mucoromycota; Mucoromycetes; Mucorales; Mucoraceae
Exons: 3
Coding region: 285-731 (148 amino acids)
Source: RefSeq, a predicted model, not a curated record
UUUUUCUUUACUUUUCUAUUUAUUUAUCUAUUUUUUCUAUUUGCUAGAAUAAAAAGUGUAUCUGCCAAUAAAAAAAUACAAAUCUGCCAUAAUUUCAGUGUUUUAUCGGCCAAUUCAUAUUUCUAUAACCCGCCAAUUAAAACUGUUUGCAAUCAAAUUAUAACAGAAAUUAAAAUCAUUUCUAAAAUUAUCACUUCUUUCUCUUAUAAAUAUAAUUAUUAAACCCCUACGCAUUACAAAACAAACAAUCCGCUAAUCGAUUAGAAAAAAAAAAAUACAGUAAUAUGCAAAGUCAUUUAUCCACUACUGUUACUACUACUACUGCCACUGAGACAUCUCAUCCUCGUCGAGUUAGUUUUGACUUGAGUCAUAAUAUCAUUCAUGUUUUGCCUACUUUUGAACAAUGCUGUGAUGCAGCAAAGAAGAAGACUCGGGAAGAAAAAGAAAAAAGAGGCUUAAAUAAACGUAUGUUAAGUGAUGAUAUUAUUAAUGAAAUUCAGCAAGAUUGUUAUGCAAGAUCUCGUCAACAUAAUGAGGAGGAAGAAGAUCAACCUGUUAUUAAAAGUUGUUUAAAAAAGGUAUCUGCUUUUGAUGCACAACCACAACCACCACAACAACAACAGCAAAAGAAGAAAAAGAAUCAUAACAAGAAAGGUCAUAAAAAGAGAAAGAGACAACAUCAUAAGACUCCUUCUAUCAAUGACAAUGUUCCUACAAUUUCUGUAUAUUGAAUUUAUACCAAAAAAGAAAAUAAGCAUGCUGAGGUUGCAUUGCUGCGCUACAUAAGAAGAAGACAACAAACAACGAUGGCUGUUGUCUGUCAUGCUGUCGCCUUCUUAUUUUUGAGGUUAUUUAUUUAUAAAAAGAAGAAACGUAAAAAAAAAAGAGAAAAGAAAAGAAAAAGAAUAGCUAGUAUUGUAAAUAGUUUACUUAAUGCCUUCCACCUUUUAUCUUUUUCUUUUUUUUAAUCAAUAAAUAAUAAUAAAACUAUACUCUUUAUAAUAA